CCAUUGAUCCCCUCUGAGAAAGACAACGCCACGAUCUCUUCACGAAGACCUAGAACCAAGGAGAUCACCUCUCGAUACCUCUCUUCUUCGUCCUCAACCUCGACUUCGACGUCGUAUACGUCUUCAUCCUCAAAUUCGACCUCUUCGUCGGCUUCUAGAAGGUAUCCCUCGCCUCUGCUGACUCCUCGACCCUCGACUCCAACUGCAUUGUCCCAAUCGAAGCGAUCUCACUCGGUCGAUCGCUCUCGACCCUCAACCCCCAAAUCAAACCCUCAAGAGACUAUCUCGAACGCUGCGAGAGCCCUUUGCACGACGACGAGGUCUCUCUCUGUGUCUUUUCAAGGGGAAUCCUUCUUCUAUCAGACUAGUAAAGCGAAGGCCGCCUCGAAUUCCCCGAAUCCGACCCGAAAACCGACGCCGGAGCGGAGGAGAUCAGAUGCGAAGACGGAGAACUCGAAGCCGGUGGAGCAUUCUCACUCCCGCCGCUGGCCGGCUGCUAGAUCGCUGUCGAGCUCGCUUACGAGGAGCUUGGAUUGCUCUGAUAGUAAGAAAGAUCCGAUCUUGGCUACUGUUAGGUUGCUUCAGCAGUCGUCGGUUUUAAUGGAGGACGGGACGAGGAGGGUUUCGUUCGAUGGGCAGAUGGGUUUGGAUUCAGAUAGUGACAGUGUGUCAUCGGGAAGCAAUUCGGGUGCUAAUGAGGUUUCAGUGCCACUGAGAGCCAAGGUAACGUCGAGAGGAAUAAGCGUACCUGCGAGAUUUUGGCAAGAGAAUGGUAGUAGGCUGAGAAGAAUUCCUGAGCCUGGAAUAAAGUCACCGGCCAUCAAAAGGACUUUGAGCGAUAGCCCAUUGUCGUCACCGAGAUCAGCAGCUUCACCAAAUAGGCCGAUUAGGCCUUCUUCACCUAGUAAGGCCGCAGGGUCUCCCGCGAGAGGAAUGGCGAGCCCUUUGAGAGGGAGAGGGAAUAGUAGCGUGAUGGGGAGUUCUUCACCGUUGCCAAACGGGCAGCAGGUGGGCAAUGCACCUUCAAUCAUAAGCUUUGCAGCGGAGGUCAGAAGAGCGAAGAAAGGCGAGAACAGGAUCGAGGAGGCGCAUCUGUUGAGAUUGUUGGAUAACCGGAAUUUGCAGUGGCGAUGGGUGAACGCGAGAGCGUGUGCUGCCCUUAUGGUGCAGAGAUUGGCAGCAGAGAAAAACCUGUAUAAUGCAUGGAUGGCAACCUCCGAACUGCGUGAUUCUGUAACUCGUAAAAGGAUCAAGCUGCAAUUACUGACACAAAAUUUAAAGCUAACAUCAAUUCUAAAGCAACAAAUGACCUAUUUAGACGAGUGGUCAAAUAUAGACAGAGAUCAUGCUAGUUCCUUAUCAGGAGCUACAGAAGCAUUAAAAGCUAGCACUCUCCGGCUUCCAGUUGUUAGUGGAGCUCGGGCAGAUUUACAAAAAGUGAAAGAUGCAGUCAGUUCGGCAGUUGACGUGAUGCAAGCCAUGGGUUCCUCGAUAUGCUCGUUACUGUCAAAGGUAGAAGGGACAAAUUCAGUGUUAUCUGAACUUUCUAAAGUGGCUGAACAAGAACGAGGUUUAUUGAAUCAAUCAAGAGAUUUGUUAUCCACCAUAGCAGCAAUGCAUGUAAAGCAAUGUAGCCUUCGUGGGCAUAUCUUACAAUUGAGAUGCAAACCGAGUCAAGUACAAGUGUAGAGCAAGGCUCCGUUGUUACUUCUGUGAUUACUAACCACCACAGCGACUUUCUUUUUUCCUCUAACCGGAGAUUGCACUGAAAGGUAAUAAUAACACAUGAUGGCUUGUUGGGAGAGAAGCUCGGGUUUUGUAUUUCAGCUCUAAUUGAUGUCGUGUAAGUCGGCUUAUGCAUGUAAUUUUGUAUGCUUAUUCACCAUAGGAAGUUGUUUCCCUGCCUUCUCGCGGCAAUUGCACUAGCUGUAUAAAGAACGCCUUUUAUUGUUUAGUCUUUUCCCCCACUGAUCAAAGGCAAAAGCUAAUGUAUAUAUAUGAUGCUUUCAGGUUUCCCAACCGUUUCGAGGGGAAAUCGUGUUUUUCAGUUAGAGUAGUCAUUUUGAUUUCUUAUGUAAGGUUGGUGUUCAUUUCGAUAGUGUUUAUACUAAUUUGGCAACUAUUGAAUUUACCCCUAUAGUUGACAUCACCAGCUUUUAAUUACAUUAGAAUAAACCAGAUUCAUCUUCCAAUUUCAA
Asparagus officinalis (garden asparagus) is the source of this 2198-nucleotide messenger RNA. RefSeq names its product QWRF motif-containing protein 2-like. Lineage: Eukaryota; Viridiplantae; Streptophyta; Magnoliopsida; Asparagales; Asparagaceae. The record is from RefSeq and is a predicted model, not a curated record. The annotation marks the transcript as partial. Gene Ontology annotation, molecular function: microtubule binding. Gene Ontology annotation, cellular component: nuclear microtubule; centrosome; cytoplasm. Gene Ontology annotation, biological process: centrosome cycle; spindle assembly. The transcript has 6 exons.